AUGGCCUUCGAGAUGGAGGAGAGGUACGAUCCCACGAUCUUACUAUCCAUCGCCCCCGCGAAUCUGAAAUCUAACCGCUACCCCCCUUCACACCCCCUGUCCCGCAGGUGGGAGUUCUGCGCUCCCCACUACUACGAUUUCGAGGUGGGCGACGCCGCGGAUGUGCAGCCAGAUGCCUGGUUUGACAGCGCGCAGACCGCGGGCCUCAAGACCCCGGUCGCGCUCCUGGACAAGGCGCAGACCAACGCCGCGGCGAAGCAGGCUGCGGCGGAGGUCACCGCGGAGCAGGCCAAGGAGAACCCUCCGUCGGCGGUCAAAUCCGCGGCCAAGGCGGCGCGAACGCCGGGCGCAACCUCCUCGACCCGUGUGCUCACCCCUCGCUCCCAUAACGGCGCGAUGCCGGGAUCCUCGAGCCGCGUGGCGAAGACCCCAGCGACGGGCAGGUCAGCCAUGGGAGCCGCGAGCCGCGCGGGGGGCACGCCCUUCCCGACCGAGCCGCCAUCCGUCGACGACGGCGCGACGGACGAGGACAGCGCGGAGUACGCCACCGCGGGGGAGACGCCGGGGACUGCGUUCAAGUCCGUCGCGAAGUCCAAGACGCCCGUGAACGCCGCGGCGACGCCCGUGAACGCGACGACGACGAGCGAGUCCCGACGGAUUCGCGCCGCAAACGGAGCCGGCCCGCAUCCGGAGUCGCAUCCGGGGUCGUCCGCGAAGGAGUCCGCGAAGGAGUCGACCGCGUCGAAGGGUUCGUCCCAACGCGCGCGACGAUCGGCGAAGACGUCGACGGCGAAGAAGGCGACGCCGGAACCGACCGCGAUGGACGUCGACUCGCCCGUCGCGGCGGGCGCGGAGCCCGAGCCCGAGCCCGAGGCGGCUCCCCGGUCGACGGCGAUCGCGCUCAUCUCGCCGGUUUCGUCGCCGAGGACGUCGCCCAGGCUCGCCGCCGCCGCUUCCGCGCGCGAGCGCAUCGAGGAGGCCGCGGUCGCGAUGGACGACGACGCGUCGCGGGCGCGUGCGGCGGCGGCGUCGCCGUCGCCGACGAGGCAAUCCCCGCGGUUGACGGCGGCGCGAGCGGCGGCGCGUUCGACGCCGUUCGUCGCGGCCAAGACGCCGGGUCGCGGUCCAGUCGCGGGAGCCGCGGCGAGCAAGACGCCCAGCAGAUUCGCGCCGACCCCCGCGCCGGUCGACCCCGAGCCCGCUUCCAAGGAGCCCGAGCCGGCUUCCAAGGAGCCCGAGCCCGUCUCCAAGCCGAGGCGUCGCAAGGGCCUCACCGGCGGCGGCGCCGUGCGCGUGCUCGUGUCCGAGCAGCGUGUCCAGGUCGAGGCCGUCGAGGCCGAGGCCGUGACGCUUCACCGGGAGGAGGCGACCGGCGAGAGGAGGGCGAUGUCGCCCGCGAGGCCCCGCCGGGUCGGCGCCUCCGUCGACCCCGUCGCGGAGAAGCCGCCCGCCGGCACCCGCCAGCAGCCGCCCGCCGCCCGCGCGGUUCCCCACGUUCCCCCCGCGGUGGCGACGAGGACGACCCGCGCGAUGGCCGCGCGCGCCGCCGCGAUCGCGGGCGCUAAGCGCGAGCGCGAGCCCCCCGCGCCGCCUCGGACCCACGCCACUCGAUCCUCCGCGGGUCAGAGAAUGCGCGCCAAGCUCACCGUCCCGAUCUCGCCCAACCUCUCGCGGCCGCCCAAGCGUGCGCGCGCCGCGCAGAAGACGUCGGAAGAGCUCGCGUUGGAGAAGUCGCGCGCGGCGGCGGCGGAGGAGAAGGAGCGCAUGCGCGUCGCCGCGAGGCGCGCGGCGGCGAGGAGCGGGGGGCUCGGCGGCGUCGCGCGUGCGAAGCCGUCCACGAGGCCGACGACGCCCUCGUUCGCCAGGACGCAUCGCAUGGCCACGCGCGCGGUCGUCGCGCACGGCGCCCGCGACGAGAACUCCCCGUUCAGGUCCGUCGCGCAGACGUUCAGGAAGGAGACGUUCAAACCGAAGGAGGAGAGCAAGAGCUUCCACAACAGGGCGCCGACAAAGCCGAAGUCGCCGGCGCUGAGCAAGUCAAACGCGGCUGGCCGAGCGCGGGCGAAGACGACGGAGGAACUCGAGCUCGAGGCGAUAGCGGCCGCUCCCAAGUUCAGGGCGAGGCCCGUGCGUCGCGCGGUGCUCAAGGGCGCGGGCGACGCGGCGGAACGCGCCAAGGCUGCGGCUGAGGUUAGACGCGUCGCGGCGCUCAGGGCGAAGGAAGGGGAGGCGAGGAAGGGCGGAUGGGACAAGCAGCUGGGUCGCAAGCGCGGCGCGGAGGCGGCGGCGGACGAGGAGGAGCGAGCCAAACGCGAGGCGAAGCGAAGGAGGGAGCUGGAGCUGGGCGGCCACGGCGGGUUCAUGCCCCCCACCGCGCCCGAGUCCCCGAGGCUGGUGACGAGCAGGCGCGCGUUGCUCAAGGCGCCGGCGCCCGCGCCCGCGGGUGCGAACGGCGGCGUCGGCGGGGGCGCGUCGCGCGUCGCCCGGGAGCCCGAAGCCAGCGUGGACUGGUCCGCCAGGCCGCUGACCCGCCCCGAGGGGUUCAACCUCACCACGGACAAGCGCGGGGCGUACGCGCGGAAGGUGCUGGAACGUCGCGAGGCUGAGGAGGAGGAGGCUGCGGCUGCGAAGCGGCGGGUGGUGGCCAAGCCGGUUCCCGCCACCACCCGCCGCCGAUCCUCGCAGUGCUUCGUGCCGAACGAGAUCAAGGUGACGCAGUUCCAGCCGUUUAACCUCAAGGGCGAGGCGCUGCACGAGUACGAGCGCAAGCGCGAGGCGCAGCGCCGCGAGGAGGAGGAGGCGGCGGCGAGGGCGAGAGCCGAGUUUAAGGCUCGGCCGCUUCCCUUCUCCACGUUUAACCCGAUGUUCGAGGUUAACCCGUCCGACGCGGCGCCCACCGUGCCGAUGGACCUCAAGCUACCCGGCGACACUCGCGCGGAGAGCAGGGCUCGGUUCGAGGAGGCCAACGCUCGCAGGAUAGCCGAGCAGGAGCGCGCCAGGGCGGAGGAGGAGCGAGAGAGGGUGGCGAGCGACGAGCGGGAGCGCCGGAGGUUGCGACGGAGCACGGUGUUCAAGGCGCGCGCCGUGCCGGACUACGCGGAGCUGGCGACCGUGGGGGUGGCGCCGGUGCCGGAGGCGGAGCUCACGGUGCCGGAGUCGCCGUUCGCCACGAGGCGGUCGCGCAGGGUUUACAGGUACAACUGA
Messenger RNA from Micromonas commoda, 3204 nucleotides. RefSeq lists its product with no specific name. Bases 1 to 3204 code for a protein of 1067 amino acids. Lineage: Eukaryota; Viridiplantae; Chlorophyta; Mamiellophyceae; Mamiellales; Mamiellaceae. The record is from RefSeq and is a predicted model, not a curated record. The transcript is spliced from 2 exons.